Aspergillus oryzae RIB40 is the source of this 1752-nucleotide messenger RNA. RefSeq names its product Tti2 family protein. Gene Ontology annotation, cellular component: nucleoplasm; centrosome; cytosol. NCBI's taxonomy places the organism in Eukaryota, Fungi, Ascomycota, Eurotiomycetes, Eurotiales, Aspergillaceae. The coding region runs from base 1 to 1752 and encodes 583 amino acids. The transcript is spliced from 4 exons. The record is from RefSeq and is a predicted model, not a curated record.
AUGGAAGAACUUCGGCGGGCGUGCCGUGAGGCGCUAUCACAGCGGGAUUCGACUUCGUCCACUUUCCCAGAAGCGCAGGUAGUAAAUAUUGCGCUUCCUGAAGAAUUAGAUCUGUUAUGGCAGGAUGUGUCAUCGCAAGGGAAUUCAAGCAAUCUAGAAGCCCGGGGUCCGAAGGAUCUGUGCCGUGCUGAUGAGCAUGCUGCAAACAGUAUCUAUUCCUGGGCAAGUGAUGCUGCACUUCCGUCUCCAGUCUAUGCUCAGAUAGAAGAAACAUCGGAUGAGAAGAAUGAUGUUAUCCUGGAAGACCAACUAAGGUCGAGGAUCGCCUUGUCAGUGCUUGCCACGUUGUCUGAAUCACUGCCAGUAUCCAAAGCGGAGAAUGUAGCAGACAUUGUCAUUGCAUUAGCCAGCUUCUCAUCUACGGAAGAUCCGUGGACAACUCAAGAAGCAUUCACAUAUGCGACUACAUUACUGAACGCGUUCGCUUCAACAACUGCUACCAACAAAGAAUCGAAUACUACAUUCUGGUCCGUAAUCGAAAAGAUCCUCAAAGACAGAAUCAGACCCCUCUUCGCAAAAACCAGAAACCCAGCCAUCACCUCCGCUGGGCGCAAGAACUUCCAUCCAGUCCCAUUACCCCGAUUCGACGCUGGCAUCCUAGACCCAGAAACCAAGCCAUGGAAGAUCCAAGAUAUUUACGCCACAGCCGUCCUCUCCUGGAUAAUCCAGCAAUAUAAACCCACCAACCAAACCAACCUUGAAACCCAUUUUCCCUUACUAGUCCCCCCUAUCCUAGCACUAAUAGACGACGACACAAGCGCCAUCAAAACAAAAGGCUGCACCCUCCUCAGAAACCUCCUAACCCCAAUCCAACAAACCAAAUCCCCAAUCCUCCACCGCACAAACCUAACCUCCGUCUUCGAAGACGCCCUAAAACCCUGCCUCCUCUCCCUCCCCACCAUAACCCCAGAGCCCGACUCCAUAGACCUCCUAAAAGAGGCCUACCCAGCCCUCCUCACCCUCCAAAAAACAACCUACACAAACACCCCCUCCCCGUCUCCUCAAUCUCAAUCCAAAACCCAACCCAACAAGCUCGAAACCUACAUUUCCCGUCUAACAACCACCCUCCGGGAAAACCUCAUCCCCUCAUUCCACCACAUCAGCUCAUCGAACACGACCUCGCUAUCCUCUGACUUCGCAUCAUUCCCGUAUCCGCGUCUCUCGACGCUGCUACUGGAGCAGAUGGUGCCUGUUCUGGGUGAGUUGGGUAUCCAUACGACGAAGUUCCUCCAGGAUAUUGUUCCGAUUUUGCAUAAUACGCUGGCGAAUCCGUUUGGACCGGCUUAUCCGCCGAUGCUUUUGCGUGCGGUGGAGGUUGCUAGGGGGGUGGUUUUGAAUGCGCAUCCGCGGGUGUGGAGGUGGAGGGGGGAGCUUUUGGAUGCGCUGUGCUCGUGCUGGAUUCAUGUUGUGGAGGAGGAGGGGGAGAUUGUAGAACGAGGUAAGAGGGGUGGUGAGAGUGAGAGUGAGGGUGCGGUUAUGGAGAGGCUCAAGAAGGAGUUGAGAGGUGUGGUUUAUUUGUUAAAGUUCGCUUUGCAGAAUUCAAUUCAAGUGGAUGGUGGUGAGGGUCAAUUGGAGGCGAAGGAGAAUCUGGACAAGGAAUUGCGAGAGUUGGUUGAUGCGGAUGAGAGUUUGAAAGGUCUUUUGUUGGAAGAUAUUGAUGCUAAUGAUGGGGGCUUUUUUGGGGAAGCCUAG